UUUAGGCCCAAGCGACACAAAAACUGGCUUGAGGCUUUCAAGGGCUCUAACGUAACAACAAUGAGAGGGUCUUGGGCAGAGUCAAAGCGCGCAACUGGUGGAACAUAUAAGAUGGGAGGCAGAGAAAGAGUUCCGCACUCGUAACCUCUCUCAUAUUAUGUCCUGGACCUCGCUCACAGCUCCCAUGCAAGCAAACACCUCAUUGAGCCACCGCGGCAUCGAAACUGAACAAUAUGCUCGGCUCCCAUUUGACUCCAAGGAGCGGAUGCAGCUGAUGGAUGCUUGUGGCUGGGGCCACGCGCUGUUUGUUGACCGGUUCUCUCUGUGGGCCGCACCUGCAUCAGACGCCCUGGAACCAAAACUUGGCCAUGACGCGCUGCGUUAUUCAUCGGCAGCUCGGCGCAGUGCGACUUCGUACGCCUCGGUCGUCAAUCACGGCUCCCAGUCUCUUCAGCAUCAAUCUAUCGAAACUAGACAAAGCUUUUUGGCGUGUCGGUCCGAACGUUUGUUGUCUCACUCGCUUCCGAGUGGCCCUCAAAUCCGCACAUCGACCGCGUCAUCGGACUCGGACUCG
This is a messenger RNA of Mycena citricolor, 574 nucleotides long. NCBI's taxonomy places the organism in Eukaryota, Fungi, Basidiomycota, Agaricomycetes, Agaricales, Mycenaceae. The record is from the annotation of a GenBank genome assembly.